AUAGAGAACCUCUACCACUAACCUACUAUGAAUUAAAUAGCAGAGUCAGACACUUCUUCCCUAUUGACCUAUCACUCGAAGAAACAAAUAUCCGAGAUAUAGCAGAGACACUUAGAAAAUAUUACAAGUUCAGGAGUAUACCAAAUGAUUUCUUUGUACAAAAACCUACCUUACCACAGGACCCAAACAAACUAAAACUACAUACCCAAUACACUUACCCAAUUAUCAAUGACAAAAUUGCAUGCGAAUUCUUUAAUGAAGCAAAAGCAAAAUACAAGAUAAACUUCCCAAUAAACUAG
Messenger RNA from Racocetra persica, 299 nucleotides. The record is from the annotation of a GenBank genome assembly. Lineage: Eukaryota; Fungi; Glomeromycota; Glomeromycetes; Diversisporales; Gigasporaceae.